Molecule: messenger RNA, 1393 nt
Organism: Setaria italica (foxtail millet)
Lineage: Eukaryota; Viridiplantae; Streptophyta; Magnoliopsida; Poales; Poaceae
Exons: 4
Coding region: 11-1276 (421 amino acids)
Source: RefSeq, a predicted model, not a curated record
CCAGAGAGAGAUGAAUAAUAAAGAGCAGAGAGAGAUGAAGAAAGCAAAUCCCAUCCUGACGGCUCUGUCCGCGGCGACAUUCGGCUUCUUCAUUGGCAUUUCAUUUCCUCUACAGAUGGCACCACAGCUUCCUUGCUAUGUGUUCCCUUGGAAUGGUGGUGGUGGUGGUGGUGAUGCCGCCAACUCCACCUUGAGGGCCACCGGCAUGCUAAGCAGAUUCUGGGUCGUCGGUAACAACAACAACAACAAUACAGCAGCAGCAACCGAGGGGAAGGCUACUACUGCUCCCGCCGUCGUGCACCCAAAUGCCACUUCGCCAGCAAUCAUAAAGCCGACAGGCGCGGAGAGGCUCCCUCCCAACAUCGUAGUUUCAGAGUCCGAUCUCCACAUGCGCCGCCUCUGGGGAGACCCGCGGCAGGACACUCCCGUGCGCAAGUACCUCCUGACGAUGACAGUAGGGCUCAGUGAGAAAGCCAAUGUCAACGCCACAGUUCACAAGUUCUCGGAUGAGUUCGACGUGAUGCUUUUCCACUACGACGGCCGCACGACGGAGUGGGACGACGAGUUCGCGUGGUCCAAGGACGCCAUCCACGUGAGCGCCCGGAAGCAGGCCAAGUGGUGGUACGCCAAGCGCUUCCUCCACCCCAGCGUCGUGGCGCCCUACGACUACGUCUUCCUCUGGGACGAGGACCUCGCCGUCGACUUCUUCGACGCCACCGAGUACGUCCGCAUCGUCCGCGAGCACGGCCUCGAGAUCUCGCAGCCGGGGCUCGACAUCACCCGGGGCAAGAAGACCUACGACAUCACCACCCGGAGGAGCAACAACACUAGCGAGGUCCACAAGAACACCACCGGGGGCCCCGGGAACUGCCCCGACGUGCACCGCCGGCCAUGCAGCGGCUUCGUGGAGGUGAUGGCGCCCGUGUUCUCGAGGAAGGCGUGGGCGUGCGCGUGGUACAUGGUGCAGAACGACCUCAUCCACGGGUGGGGGCUGGACCUCAACUUCUGGAGGUGCGUCGACGACCCCGAGGAGCAGAUGGGGGUGGUGGACGCGCAGUACAUCGCGCACCGCGGCCUGCCCACGCUGGGGCGGCAGGGCAACCCGGAGACGGGCGGCGGCGGCAACGUCAGAGCGCGCGCGUGGCAAGAGUUCAGCGAAUUCAAAACCAGAAUCCGCGAUGCCGACAGGGCCGCCGAGACCGAACGGCGCCGGGAAGCAGCAGCAGCCCUUCUUGUUGCGACGCCGCCGACGCCGUCGCCGCCCCGGUCAAAAUAAGCUCAUUUCAACUGACAUAGCAAUUAUAUUGCGCGCAAAUUAAAUCAGCAGGCAAAAUGUGUUCCUGGAUUAUCAAGUUUUCAGUUUAGCAUCUACCAACUUGUUCCUUUUGACUCA